This is a messenger RNA of Teleopsis dalmanni, 1256 nucleotides long. RefSeq names its product zwei Ig domain protein zig-8-like. Lineage: Eukaryota; Metazoa; Arthropoda; Insecta; Diptera; Diopsidae. The record is from RefSeq and is a predicted model, not a curated record. Gene Ontology annotation, molecular function: protein binding. Gene Ontology annotation, cellular component: neuron projection membrane. The coding region runs from base 1 to 1101 and encodes 366 amino acids. The transcript is spliced from 7 exons. Gene Ontology annotation, biological process: synapse organization.
AUGGAGCUACCAACUGAAGUACAACAUGUAUUAUUUGACAAAUUGUCGACACCGGAAUUGAAGUCCCUGAGAAAGACUUGUAAGCAAAUGCAGAAGUCCGUUGAUGAUUAUAUCCAGCAUAAAUGUGCCGUCAGAAUAAGGAAGGGAGAUGUAUACUCCACUGUUUUUAAGUCCAUUUACGAUGUUGUGAAUAAAGUAAUUGACGAUGAAUCGGAGAAACACGCAUUCAUGUUGAAUGUCGUUACCAUAAACUGUGGCGAAUUCUAUUUUAAUGACUUUCAAGAUGUUAAACAUGUGCUAGAGACAUUAAAGUGUCGUCUACAAGAUGGUAAAAAGGUAUCCUGGAUACGUAAAAGGGAUUUGCACAUACUUACGGCAGGCUCAACUACUUAUACUUCGGAUCAAAGAUUUCAGGUUCUACGUCCUGAAAAUUCCUGUAAUUGGACUCUGCAAAUCAAAUAUCCUCAGCCGCGCGAUUCUGGCAUUUAUGAAUGUCAAAUAAACACGGAGCCAAAAAUGUCCUUGUCAUAUAUUUUCAAUGUAAUCGAAUUAAAGGCAAACAUAAUUGGCCCCAGUGAUUUAUAUGUGAAAAGUGGCAGUGAUAUUAAUUUAACUUGUAAGAUAAUGCAAGGACCACAUGAGUUGGGAAAUAUAUUUUGGUAUAAAGGCAACGACAUAAUUGACAUGACAACGAAUCAAAAUGAAAUCGACAGUGGGAAUCGAAUUAGUCUAGAAAAUGAUUGGUCUGAUGGAUUAACAUCGAGAUUGAAAAUUCGUCGUGCCAUGCCCAGUGACACCGGAAAUUACACGUGUGUACCAACGAUAGCAAAGACGUCAAGUGUUUAUGUGCAUGUCAUUAUUGGUGAGCAUCCUGCCGCAAUGCAGCAUAACUCCAGCAGCAUGAGUAGAAGCAAUUUCUAUUGCAGUAUUUGUUGCAUGCUCUUCACCAUAUUCACAUGUUGUCUACAGCAUUUGUUUGCAACAGCAACUACGGUGCUAACAACUGCAGCAACACGACAUCCUGGUUCCACACUUGCAGCAACAAUAGCAACAACACAAAGUUUGCAUGCAACACAUGCAAUCAACGAAUUUACAAGAUGAAGCGGCAGCUUUGAGUGUAGCCGCUUUUGUUGCCACUGCAACUGAAUAAAUCCACUGCAGAUCCUUGCUUUGAAUAUUAUUUCUCCGCAACACUUCUAAUAGGUUAAUUAUGGUUUCGUAGAUAAACUGAACUUUAAUAAAAUGAUUAUGUUAAG